UCUCUAGCCCGCACCCGCACCCCCAAACCUCGUAGGGCUCCACGCACUCCCGCCACGGCCUCGCAGGCAAGUGAGUGAUUGCAUUGAGGGUGCCCACGCUUCGUGGCCAUGGCAGAGGGCUCUUCCAAGGGUUAUCCUACCGGCUCCGGGGAUGGUUGGAAAUCUGCACUUGAUGACCCCGAGGUCAUUGAGGUGUCGGCAGAGGAAGCCGUCGGGUGGAGCUCUUCCAGUCGCCAGAAACGGAAACUGGCUCAGGUUGUUCAUUCUGAAAUAAUUGAACUUGAUGCUGAUGAUAAUGAUCGUGAUGGAGUUAUAGUAAUUGACGAGAAGAUAGAAAAUGACAAGAAUAAGCAAGCUGCUCUUCAUAUGGAUUGGCCAGAGCAUCCAAAGCUUCUGAGUGGCAUGUCUGCAGAUUUUACUGGUCCAACUGCGAUCCCUGUCACAAAGGUUGGUCCAUGGGCUGGUCUGAGAGGUUAUCAUAAUAAUUUUACCAGCCCAAGUGCUAUUCCUGUCAUAAAGAUUGGCCCUGUCACAAAGAUUGGCCCAUGGGAUGGCCUGGGAGGUAAUCAUAAUAAUGUUGCCGGCCCAAAAACUGCUACUCCUGUCACAAACGUGGGCCCAUUGGUUGGCUUGGGAGGUUAUCAUAAUAAUGUUGCCGCCUCAAGUACUAUCCCUCCUACAGAUUUGCUUGCUCAUUAUUAUCAUCAGUUUGUGGUGGCACUUGGAGGGGAGCACAAUAAAUACAAUAUUAAUAGCACCCCAAUGAUGGGAAGUGGUAGCAGCUUUAACUCUGGUGCGAAUAAUUACGUGGGCAUUCCACCAGGUGUGGAAGCAGUUUCACCGCAGGGAACUUCUUCUGAGAUGCCACAUCAGCCCAGUCAAACUGAGAUAGUCAAUGGUGAAGUUCAUGAGAAGUACAUGGCAUUUAAAAAAUUUGAUACAGUUAAUGACCACGGUGAUCAUUUCUACUCAACAAAAGUUCGUGCUGUUAGAAAGCCAACGAAGGCUUGGGUGAAGCGGAUUCAACAUGAAUGGAAAGUCCUAGAAAAUGAUUUGCCAGACACAAUAUAUGUAAGAGCUUACGAGGAUAGGAUGGACCUGCUUAGAGCUGUCAUUGUUGGAUCAGCAGGCACUCCUUACCAUGAUGGGCUUUUCUUCUUUGAUGUCUAUUUCCCUUAUCGAUAUCCAACUAAACCUCCGGAAGUGAGUUACCGCUCUGGAGGAUUGCGGCUUAACCCAAAUCUCUAUGAAUGUGGGAAAGUCUGUCUCAGUCUCUUAAACACCUGGACUGGUACUGGAUGUGAGAGGUGGAUCCCAUCUGAUUCAACCAUGCUGCAAGUCUUGGUCUCUAUUCAGGCCUUGGUUUUGAAUGCCAAACCUUAUUUCAACGAACCUGGGUAUGCUAUGUAUGCUAACACUCCUCAAGGCGCGAAGGCAUCUAUGACGUAUAAUGAACAAGUUUUUCUGCUAUCCUGCAGAACAAUGCAGUAUUCUAUUCACAAUCCACCAAAGCAUUUCGAGGACUUCGUUGUUGGCCAUUUCUGCAACUACGGGCGCAAAAUCCUGAGAGGAUGCAAGUCCUACAUGGCCGGUGCCCAAGUUGGCUGCCUCGUCGGAGACGGAGUGCAGGAUGUCAACGAGGGUUACAGAAGCUGCUCCACCUCCACCAACUUCAAGGCCUCGCUGAAAGUGCAAUUCGCGGAUCUACUGAAGGACUUCGCCAAGAUAGGUGUCAGCUGCGACGAGUUCCAGAAUCCUGGAGCUGCCAAAGCUGCAGCAGACAUCCCAUUGAACCAGAAGCUAGAAGAGCAGCAAGUGAUCAAGACUCAAGAGUAG
Messenger RNA from Setaria italica (foxtail millet), 1836 nucleotides. Its product is annotated as probable ubiquitin-conjugating enzyme E2 26. Bases 109 to 1836 code for a protein of 575 amino acids. Gene Ontology annotation, molecular function: ubiquitin conjugating enzyme activity. The record is from RefSeq and is a predicted model, not a curated record. The transcript is spliced from 8 exons. NCBI's taxonomy places the organism in Eukaryota, Viridiplantae, Streptophyta, Magnoliopsida, Poales, Poaceae.